Molecule: messenger RNA, 6322 nt
Organism: Leucoraja erinaceus (little skate)
Lineage: Eukaryota; Metazoa; Chordata; Chondrichthyes; Rajiformes; Rajidae
Gene: dok4
Product: docking protein 4
Exons: 9
Coding region: 387-1376 (329 amino acids)
Biological process (GO): positive regulation of MAPK cascade; cell surface receptor protein tyrosine kinase signaling pathway
Cellular component (GO): cytoplasm
Source: RefSeq, a predicted model, not a curated record
UGUUAAUUGCUGCAUCCUCGUGUCAGCCUGAGGUACUUGUGCGGGGAGACGAGGAGGAGGAGGAGGAGGAGAACUUGCUGUCAGGAUGUGAGUGCGUGCCUGCCCGCAGAGUGUAAAUAUAGAUCCGUGCGCGGAGGGAGGCGCUGGCUGCUAUCAGCUCACCGGCAGUGGUUGACCCUGGGAGCGGCUCAUCUGACAAGCCUGACCUGUGCACCGGGAACAAGGAAGGAGGAGGAGGUGCUGCUACCGGUGAGCUGGCUGCUGGGCAACGAUGGAGGUUGUGUGGAGAUGGUAGCACACAAACUGAGCACGUGGCGAAGAGACCAACAAGCGGGGACUAAGUAGAAAAAUCGCAGAGCCAAUGUGUUGCAAGACUCGCCCUCAGAAUGGCUUCCAAUUUCAAUGACAUUGUGAAACAGGGGUAUGUGAGGAUGCGGAGCAGAAAGCUGGGGAUCUACCGAAGAUGCUGGCUCGUCUUCAAGAAAUCUUCCAGCAAAGGACCCCGGAGAUUGGAGAAGUAUUCAGAUGAGAAAUCAGCCAACCUCAAAGGGACUCCCAAGGUGACGGAGAUGAGCAGUGUGAAGACGGUCGUCCGUUUACCGAAGGACACCAAGCGCCAGGCGGUCGCUCUCACCUUCAACGACAACAGCUCCCGCACCUUCACUUGCGACUCAGAGCUCGAUGCUGAGGAAUGGUACAAAAUCCUUUCUAUUGAAUGCCUGGGGGCCCGACUAAAUAACAUCAGCCUCGGAGAACCAGAUCUGCUGGCUGCUGGCGUUGUAUGUGAACAGAAGGAGCGUUUUAAUGUCUACCUCAUCCCGUGCCCGACACUGGACAUUUAUGGCGAGUGUAUGAUGCAGAUCACCACUGACAAUAUCUAUCUCUGGGACAUCCAUAACACCCGCACCAGGCUGCUCACCUGGCCUCUCAGCUCCCUACGGAGGUACGGACGGGACACCACUCGCUUCACCUUUGAGACUGGACGGCUAACGCCUGGCACUGUCUGCAGGUUGUGUGACACAGGCGAGGGUGUCUUCACCUUUCAGACUCGCGAGGGGGAGGAGAUUUACCAGCGAGUUCACACAGCAACCCUGUCGAUAGCUGAGAGACACAAGCACGCGCUAAGGGAGGUGGAGAACAACGUGCGGCUGUUAAACAGAUCGGCGGAACCGGAGCAUUUUUCCUGCCCCCCGAGCACAAUUCUCCCUCGAAGCGCCUUCUGGCAUCACAUCGCAAGCUCCCAGCUUGCUGCGGAUGUGGAGCACAGCAACCCAGCGCUGUACUGUUCAGACCCAGCGGGAGGCGAGGCAGACUCCGUGCAAGCGAGUUCUCUGAAGCGAGACUGCCGGUCUUCUGCGCACUUUACUGCUCAAUGAUAGCGGCGGAGCCGGCGAGGGGCGAUAGACGCAGCUCUCCGGAGACUGGGUUAAAGCACCUUCAGACCAGAGACUGCCAACGAAUAGCGGGAGCCGGCCCCUACCAUAGGGAGAGCGGGGACAGAAGCAUGACACCCGAGCAAGGGCUGCAGCGGUAAUGUCUCCACAUGGGCUGACGGGGGCGCCGUGGGACAGCAUUGCUGUAAACACCCCCGUAAACAGACUGCUACGAUCUGGGUACAACAGAGCAAAAAACAAAGUGCUGGAGGAACUCAGCGGGUAAGACAACACUGUGGAGGGAAUGGACAGUCGAUGUUUCGGGUCCGAACCCUUCAUUAAACCGGGUCACCGACAGCUAUGUUCUUCGUGCACCGAUUUAUUUGGUGUGAGACUGAAACUUUUUCUUGGACAGAUAUUGGAAUCACAAGUUGCCGUCUGUCCUGCUGAGUUCCUCCAGCUGUUUUUAUCUACUGCAGAUGCUGGAGUAAGAUUUGCCCGUUGAUUAGUAUCGGACGGCACUCACAGACUGGCUGCGUGCGCUCUCUUCUGUACCCCGUGUUGAAUGUGAAGGGUCCAAACAAACACUGCCUUAACUCCACGUUCAUUGCAGUCCGCUGCCUCGGCUCCACUCUCCAGGCCGGCGGGACCCGCGCAUCUCCCCGCCAGGGCCGGAACAGGACCGAGUGCCCGGCACCGACGCCUUGGUCCGGGCCGACACCAACAAGUUAGUGCGGGCCCAGUUGUAGAGGGACCAGGAAGCACAUUGACAAUUUCGGAACAGAGGGAAUUCUCAUCCCUGUGCCCAUCCCACGCUUUCCGCGGCUUCCUCCAACCAGGGGCUCCAGAGAAGGAAACAGACUGACAGCAAGCACACUCAAGACCGAUACUCCAGGCAGGGUUUGGUGGGUGGUAGGGGAGAGGUUCAGCUGGCGCAAAUUUGUUUAAGUGUGGUUGAAGCGUGCCCCCCUGCAUCCGAUCCCGGCCGCCUUGCAUCUUAUCCACUAUUCAUUAGACGCAUGAACACGCUUCACGUCGAUGCGCUGCCUCUUGCAUGUAUCCCCAAAGAACAGCUUCCCAAUAGAGUGCAAAAAUAAAUCAGUGUUCUCACCAAAAUUAUCGACGCUUUUGUUAAACUGCACGUGUUAACCAUACAGCCACACAGCACGGAAACAACUCAUCCAUGCCGCCGGCCACGGAUACAGCCCCUGCGGUCCAACUUAUCCAUGCCGACCAAGAUUCUGCGUCUAAACAAGUCCCACCUGCCCGCAUUUGGCUCCUAUCCCUCUAAACCCCAUCCAUGUACCUGUUUAAAUGUAAUUUAAAUAUUGUUAUGGUACCCGUUUCAACUACCUACCUUGACAGCUCGCUCCAUAUACCCACCACUCUAUGUUCGAAUAAGUUACCCCUCAGGCUCCUAUUUAAUCUUUUCCUCCUCACCUCAUGUCCUCUCGGUGAUGAUCCCACUACUGCGGGCAAAAUAAUAUGUGCAUCUACAUUAUUUAUUCCUCUCAUGAUCUUAUAUCCUCUAUAAAAACAAAAAGACAGACCGGCCACGAUUGAAUGACAGGCUAGACUCGAUGGGCUGAAUGGCCUAAUUGUGGUCCCAAGACUAUCACUUCUCAUCCUCCUGCGUUCCAAGGACGAUGAGAAGUGCCUGCUCAACAGGCAUGAAUGAAUGAAUGGAUGAAACACACGUUAUUAUCACAUGUGACCUGUCAGUGAGAUUCUUUGUUUUACAGACACAAGUUUGCAAUGAGCCGCCAUAUAUGGGGUGGCAACAAAGUUACAAAGUAUUCCAUUUAGUCCCCAAUGGUCCCUCUGUGUUGUCGGCAGCCUUCCCACGCCGGGCCCCCCCCUUUGUCUCACGGCCCUUCCACGCCCUUCCACACCGGGUCCCCAUUCUCUCACCGCCCACCCCUGCCGGGUCCCCCUUUGUCUCCCGCGACACGUCUGGCACCCAUGAGGUCCCGUCCGACCUAUGGCACUCACGUGGGCCCGUCCUCGUCCGAUCAUCAGCACCUGACCUCGACUGCCGGCCCCUCCCUAUACCUCAGACUUCAAGUCCUGACAAUAUCUUUGUAAAUCUUCUCUUCGCUCCUUCCAUCUUUCCUACGGCAGGAUGACCAAAACUGAACACAAUACUCCAAACGUGGCCUCUCCAAUGUCUUGCACAACUGUAACAUAAUGUCCUAACUUCUAAAUACCCUCACUGAUGAAGGCUAAUAUGCUGAGAACCUUCUUUACCACCCUAUCUACCUGUAACACCACUUUUCUGAUGUGGAGGCUUUAGAAAAAUUGCAAAGGUUUACCAGAAUGAUGCCUGGAAUGGUAUUCGCUACUUGGAUUAUUUUUUCUGGAAUGCCAAUGGUCGCAGGAAGACCUGAUAAAGAGUUUUAUAAAAUCAUAAAGUUUCCCAAACCUUAUAUACAUUUCCCUUCUCUUUCUGACUAAAUUUAUAUCAUCUCUAAUUUUCCAUGAACACCAAACUCUGACAUCCUGUCUUUCUUCACGCAGGUAUAUGUUAGUCCUGAAUUCUGACCAGCCAGUCUUUAAACAAUUCCCAUAUAUCAGAUACCCAACAUACAGACUUCAUUACCAAUUUCCAACCUGUAUUCAAAUUCACUUAGACCACCUCCGAUAUCUCCCUUCUGUUUCUUGAUCUCACCAUCUCUGUCACAGGAGAUAGAUUACCGUCCAACAUCUAUUACAAACCUACUGAUUACAAAUCCCGCAGCUAUCUAGACUACACUUCUUCCCACCCUGCCUCCUGCAAAGACUCUAUCCCCUAAAUCUAAUUCCUCCAUCUACGCAGCAUCAGCGCAUAAGAUGAGAUGUUCCAUACGAAGACGUCCAAGAUGUUCUCAUACUUUUGGGAAUGGGGUUUUCCCAUCUCCAUCACAGAUGAGACCUUCACCCACAGCUCUGCUCUUGCUCCCCCUUCCCCCAGUCGCAACAGGGACAGAAUCCCCCAGUCCUUACCUUUCACCCCAUCAGAUGUUGCGCGCAGCAUAGUCCUCCAACAUUUUUGUCACCUCCAACAGUAUCGCACCACUAGGAACAUCUUCCUAUCUCCACCCCUUUACGCAGAGACAACUCCCUCCGCUACUCCCUGGUUAACUCAUCCCUUCCCUCCCCAGGUACUUUCCCUUGCAACUGCAGGAGAUGCAACACCUGUCCUUAUACCUCCUUCGACUCUGUCCAAGGACCCAGACAGACCUUUCAGGUGAGGCAGAGGUUCACUUGCACCUCCUCCAAUCUCAUCAACUGUAUCCGCUGUUCCAGGUGUGGACCACUAUAUAUCGGUGGGACCAAGCACAGGCUCGGCGACCGUCCAGUGAUCGCUGAGUACCUCUGUUCAGUCCGCCUAGGCCUACACAUCUUCCAGUUGCUAAACACUUUAAUUCCCCCUCCCAUACCGACCUUUCUGUCCUGGGCCUCCACUGCCAGAGUGAGGGCCAACGCAAAUUGGAGGAACAGCACCUCACAUUUUGCUUGCAACCCAGUGGUAUGAAUAUUGCUUUCUCUAACUUCAAGUAGCCCUUGCAUCCCUCUCUCUGUCGCUCUCCACCCUAGUUCUCCGACUAGUUUCACUGUCCUGAUUAAUUUUACUGACUAUAUGCCUCGUGGUCACUUUCCCCUCGGGCAACAAUGAACCAUUCUACAUUUCCUUGAACAGCACCUGCUUUGAUCCGUCGUUUUUACACAUUACCUGUUUAUAUCUCUAGGCUACCUCUCCCCUGACUCUGUCUGAAGAAAGGUCUCGACCUGAAAAGUCACCCGUUACUUCUCUCUAGAGAUACUGCCUGUCCGGCUGAGUUAUUCCAGCAUUUUGUGUCUAUCUUCAGAUACCCAACAGCUGCUCCCAGUUGAUUCCAAGUUGCACUUUCUCCCAAAGUCCAGUUUUGUCCUUAUCCAUACCCAUCUCAAAACUUACAGAAUUAUAAUCGUCACACACCAAACGUUCUCACUGAAAUGCCAACUACUUGGCUCGAUUUAUCCAAAUCAAGUAUGGCACCUUCCCUGGUUAGAUUGAUUCAAGAAACUUUCCUGGACACACCUGACAAAUUAUGUCCCUUCUAAACCUCUAGCACUGAGUUAUUAUUGGGGAAAUUAAAGUAAAUGUACUGUUGCUUUUACAUCUUUCCAUAAUUUGCCUACAUAUCUGUUCUUCUAUCUCCCGCUGACUAUUGGGUGGUCUUUAGUAAAACUCCAGCAGAUUUCUCCUUCUUAUCUGAGCUCUACCCGUAUUGCCUCAGUGAUGAGCUGUCCAGGAUUAUCAUUGACACAUGGCUUGUUUCCCCUCCAACUAACAAAGAAAGCUUGUGGAAUUAUGCACUAACAACAACAUUUCACAAUUUUAGAAAUAAUUAACCUCAAGCCUUAAAUACUAAACACAUCAAAUUUCCACGGUUGGAGUCACAUGGAACCACAACUGCCAGAAUCUUGAGUAAAACAAAGCGCUGAGGGAGCUCAGCAGCUCUGGAGCCUCUGUGGAAGGCAUGGAUAGGCAACAUUUCAGGUCAGGACCCUUCUUCUGACUAGUUGGGGGGGAGCUGGGAAAGUGGUGGGAGCAGGGCAUAGCCUGGCAAUUGUUAGAUGGAUAUGGGUGAAGAUUUUUUGGCCAAGGUUUGAGGUUGUGGAAGCAGAACUCUGAGAUAUAUUCCUCUGACUGUAACACACAAUUGUGAAAUUGGUUCUCCUUGGUGAAAUCCUUUUCCUGCAGAGGCCUAAAAUUGUCAAACACCACGCCCGACACCCCCAAAUUAAGCCAAAAUCACAGCCAAAUUCCACAAACAAAUGCCAAACCUCUUUAUUCAAACGUUCCGGAGGAGGGGUGUAGCUCCACAAGAAAUGGAUUCACAAUCAGAUGGGUUGUUACAACAAACUAUGGGUUUCCAUAGUCCUCAGCACCAACGAUUCCUUAAAAUAAAUGUUUACGAUCUAAA